CGGAGAAGCCGGGAGGCGGGAGGCAGGAGGCGGGAGGUGCCGCCGUUUAAGCGGCCUCCCUCCCGCCCCCAGCCGCCCGGUCUGGCCCUGGCCCUAUCCCGACCACCGGCCUGGCCCACUCCGGCCCUGCCCUGCCAAGCGGUCCGCCGGGCACCCGGGCGGCCUCCAGAGCAGCCCAAGCCCAUGAGGGCCCCGCGCCCGGCCGCCGGCGCUGACGAGACGGAGCUCCCGGCCCGCGAGGAGGAGCUGAGGAUCAAUGCGGUUCAAGAAUCGAUUCCAGCGGUUCAUGAACCACCGGGCCCCAGCCAAUGGCCGCUACAAACCAACUUGUUACGAACAUGCUGCUAACUGUUACACACACGCAUUCCUCAUCGUGCCGGCCAUCGUGGGCAGCGCCCUUCUCCACCGGCUGUCCGACGACUGCUGGGAGAAGAUAACGGCAUGGAUUUACGGGAUGGGCCUCUGCGCCCUCUUCAUCGUUUCCACGGUCUUCCACAUCGUAUCGUGGAAAAAGAGCCACUUAAGGACAGUGGAGCACUGUUUCCACAUGUGUGACAGGAUGGUCAUCUACUUCUUCAUCGCCGCUUCCUACGCGCCGUGGUUAAACCUCCGUGAACUUGGACCCCUGGCAUCUCAUAUGCGUUGGUUUAUCUGGCUCAUGGCAGCUGGAGGAACCAUUUAUGUAUUUCUCUACCAUGAAAAGUAUAAGGUGGUUGAGCUCUUCUUCUAUCUCACCAUGGGGUUCUCUCCGGCCUUGGUGGUGACAUCAAUGAAUAACACCGAUGGACUUCACGAACUUGCCUGUGGGGGCAUAAUUUAUUGCCUAGGAGUUGUGUUCUUCAAGAGCGACGGCAUCAUUCCCUUCGCCCACGCCAUCUGGCACCUGUUCGUGGCCACGGCAGCUGCGGUGCAUUACUAUGCCAUUUGGAAGUAUCUUUACCGGAGCCCCACAGACUUCAUGCGACAUCUGUGACCCACCUGUACUAGGUCUGCAAACCAGUAUUAUUUCAGUGAUGGCACUUGGGAGCGGGGUAGGAGCUGAGUGUUGCACAGGAGGAAAAGAAGAAGAGGACGGCUGCACUGACUUUAUGUAGUUUGAAUAUAAUUACUGUGAAAGCGUAGAUGCUGUGUUCUGGAACUUUCCAGAGCAAAGACGUAAGGUAGUAAAUUAACUAUUCAUUCCAUUCCACUAUCGUGCAGGACUCUGGAUAGACUUGGCCAACUGAUGUUUACAAACCAGAAUUUUGUAUUUUAAUUUUAGAGAUUUUACUACAUGAUUUUUUCUAAAUUACUAGGUCAGGUUGUCAAAGUCAGUGCAAUAGCGAAGCUUCCUUUUUUAAGAGAAAAUAGUAUCACUUUCCCAUCAGCCGUGUAAAGAAUCAUGGACAGAAGUUACACUACUUUUACCAUGUUUCAUCUUGGCAUAACAUGGUUAUUUUUUAAAUAGUAACUUUAGUUUUUUGUAACUUUUUAAAAAAGUGUUCCAUUGACGCACAUCUCCACAGUUCCUCAUCCAUGUGAAUUUUUGCAGCGAGCUGUCAACAUUCCGCAAAGAAACAAACAUUAUACCUCUUCUGAUAGUUUUAUUAGCCAUGGAGAAAUUGCCAAUUUUUAAAACCUGCAGUUUUCCAGACUUUUUCUGCCAACCUGUGACUCUGAAUUUCGUGCUGCUUUGGGCCAUCGACUCGACCUCGUGUAGUUUACUGAUGGUGGAAAAGUAUUUUAUAUCAUUAACUUUUUCAAAAGACCCAACUUUCCCUCUACGCCUUUGCCGUGUUUGCUUCAGGGCCGGUCCGGCAGUGGGCGGGGCUCGGGCUGCGUCACGUGGUGCCGGGCUGGCCGUGCACCGAAGGCUCCCGGGCAGCGUCCAGCCACGUGGUACGUGGUGGUGUUGCUGCUUGGGUGCCAGACCCUUGUCACCGAGCUCUGUUUGAUCAGUGUGUUACUCAUUUUUAAACCGUGGAGUUAGAUGCAUAAAUUCACAUUUCUACCUUUCUUCUCCAUCUUUCAGUGUACCUUGUUUGUUUUUGUUUUGUGGGGUUUUUUUUUUUUUUUUGAUAGAAGAAUAUUUAAAGCAUUGUCUGACAGAUAGAAACUCAUGUGCCUGUAGUCCAUGGGUUAUCUGCUAGCUCAGUGGAGUGGUAUUUAAAUGCAUUAUUUUUGGUUUUCCCUCAGUGUCUUAUAUUAAGAUUAACCUAUUAGUUGCUCUGUUGAUUAAUCCCCUGUUGGUGUUUUAAUAAACGAGACAACCUUGCCUUUAGAUCAGGUGCUGAUAUUGACUAUUUUCUAAUGGGUUUGAUCAAUGGAAUUGUUGGUUUGAUGUUACAUUAAGGCUUAUUCAUUGAUUUUGUGUGUGUGUGUUUAGAACUCUCUCAUUUUGGUGGAUUACAUGGGAGUGAGGAACAGAACUGAUAUUUACCGGUGAAUUUUUAAGUGAGCAAGGUGCUCAGUAGCAACACCAACCAGACCACCCUUACCUGCAUGAUUCCGAACACCCAGAUGCCUGUGUUUUAUUGUGUGUGUUUUAUUUUUAAUAUAGUAACUUUUGUGGAUUCAUUUAAAGUCUGCUCAGAAGUAACACUGUCAAAACCACUAAAAUAUAUGUAAAAAAAACUGUGGCUGUAGACUAGAAUAAAAUUAUUACUUGGAUUUGU
Molecule: messenger RNA, 2654 nt
Organism: Phyllostomus discolor (pale spear-nosed bat)
Lineage: Eukaryota; Metazoa; Chordata; Mammalia; Chiroptera; Phyllostomidae
Gene: MMD
Product: monocyte to macrophage differentiation associated
Exons: 7
Coding region: 257-973 (238 amino acids)
Cellular component (GO): membrane
Molecular function (GO): pore-forming activity
Source: RefSeq, a predicted model, not a curated record